AUGGCGCCGCCGCCAACCUCGCGCCCAGCACCACCGCCGGAGCCGCCGUUCCUUCGAACCCCACACGAUCUCCUCGAGGAAAUCUUCCUCCGCCUCCCCACUGCCGCGGACCUAGCCCGCGCCUCCACCGCAUGCGCCACCUUUUGCAGCGUCAUCACCGGCCACGCAUUCCUCCGUCUUUACCGCACCCUCCACCCGCCGCCUCUCAUCGGCUUUCUCCACGACCCGUUCAGUCCGGCGCAGCCGCCGCACCCUUCCGCCGUCGCCGCCCGCGCCUUCGCCGACUUCAGUUUCUCUUGCUCCUCCUUCCUCCCCGCCACCGCCGGCCAGACCUUGCCGUGUGACCCCGUGCAUCGCCGCUACAUCCUGCUGCCCGCCGUCCCCGACGACCUGAAGGCGCUGGUCCGCAGACCGGACCUUUUUGGUCUAGAGACUUUCCUUGCUCCCGGCGACGAUGAGGAGGACCCUCUAUCAUUCAGAGUGAUGUGCUUGGCGCAAUGCAGAAUGCAUCUGCUGCUUAUUGUCUUCUCCUCUUUGAACGGACAAUGGCGUGUUCUUACAAACGACCAAUGGAGUUCUCGGGCUACACUUGCUUCCUUUGAAAACUCUGAGCCUGGGCUUUCGGAUCGACAGUUCGUCCACGGAUGUUUCUGCUGGCAAUUGCAUUUCCUGGACAAGUUGCUUCUGCUCGACACGCACACCAUGGAGUUCUCUGAUGUCGACCUCCCGCCUGACCAUCGAGGGAUGGGUCGAUCUGUCAUUGUCGAGGCAUCGGAGGGAAAGCUUGGCAUGCUCACUAAAUGGUAUGAUCAGGACACUGAAAAUGACCCACUCUGGCUCACGUAUUCUGUUCUACGAAAUAAUCAAUGGCACUGGGAGAAGGACAUCCCGAUGCCGGUAAAGCGUGCAAUUCUGGUUGGUGUAGCUGGGGGAUACUUGCUUUUACACGUGUUGUACACCACGCCUUCACAAGAGGAUCUGAAGUUUGGAUACUUCUCGGUGGACUUGAAGACAUUGCAAGUCGAGUUGUUCGCUAGGCUUAGCAAAGCGAUCUCAGCUGGUCAUCUAUAUGCUGGUUUCCCACCAUCCCUGUCUCCACCAACUAUCUGA
Molecule: messenger RNA, 1110 nt
Organism: Triticum aestivum (bread wheat)
Lineage: Eukaryota; Viridiplantae; Streptophyta; Magnoliopsida; Poales; Poaceae
Exons: 2
Coding region: 1-1110 (369 amino acids)
Molecular function (GO): protein binding
Source: RefSeq, a predicted model, not a curated record